Molecule: messenger RNA, 1527 nt
Organism: Penicillium paradoxum
Lineage: Eukaryota; Fungi; Ascomycota; Eurotiomycetes; Eurotiales; Aspergillaceae
Product: exosome non-catalytic core subunit SKI6
Exons: 6
Coding region: 1-1527 (508 amino acids)
Biological process (GO): copper ion transmembrane transport; nuclear mRNA surveillance; U4 snRNA 3'-end processing
Cellular component (GO): nucleolus; nuclear exosome (RNase complex); cytoplasmic exosome (RNase complex)
Molecular function (GO): copper ion transmembrane transporter activity
Source: RefSeq, a predicted model, not a curated record
AUGCCGCUGGAUACCUCGACAACAUAUCCUCUCACACGGUUGCGCCUUGACGGCCGCCGCUGGAACGAGCUCCGCCUGCUCCAAGCCCAGAUCUCAACCAACCCCGCCAGCUCCGGCUCUUCAUAUCUGUCCAUGGGCAACACGUCCAUCAUGUGCUCAGUUCACGGACCCGCCGAGGGUCGCCGAGGAGAUGGCAGUGGAGCUGCAGGCAGUGGUCAUGCAGUUGUGGAGGUAGACGUCAACGUGGCCGGGUUCGCCGGCGUGGAUCGCAAGCGCAGAGCCGGUGGAAGCGACAGACAAUCAUCGCGAAUCGCUACAACUCUCCGUUCAGCCUUCCAGUCCCAUCUCCACACCUACCUCUACCCCCACAGCACUAUCAGCAUCCAUGUCUCAGUUCUCUCCGCCGAUGGCUCGCUCCUCGCCGCGGCAAUCAACGCCUGCACACUCGCCCUUGUGGACGCCGGAAUCCCCAUGCCGGGACUCCUCUGCGGCUGCACUGCUGGCAUGAGCGGCAGCGCUUCUACACCGCGUGACCCGCGGAACGACGAGCUUGAUCCAUUGUUGGACCUCUCGCUCCCAGAAGAACAGGAACUUCCUUCCCUCACGGUCGCGACGACGACGUCGGUGCCCGUGGGCGAGAACAACAUGGAUGAGGACGAGGAAGUGAUGAAGGUGUCAGUGCUUACUAUGGAGACUAAAGUUCACGCUACGUAUCUGGAGACGAUGUUGGCGCCUCCGCAGCCAUGGCCAGCAGUACUGGCAUGGACAUGGGCGGCAUGGGAAUGGGUGUCCGUCUCAAUAUCAACCCCAGAUUCCCGACUAUGUGAUUCCAAACUGACCCGUGAUUAUCAGAUGCUCUGGAACUGGUAUACCAUUGACGCAUGCUUCCUCGCCAAAACAUGGCACAUCACCUCGCGCGGCAUGUUCGCCGGUUCAUGCAUCGGAGUCAUCUGCCUCGUAUGUAGUCUCGAAUUCCUUCGCCGUCUAGGCAGAGAAUACGACACCUUCAUCGUACGCCGCGCCCGUCUAAGAAGACUGUACAUGUCCAGCUCCCUCGCCGUGCAAUCCGGCUCCAAUGUCCCGCUGCGAAGCGACGGGGACACCAAGUCCCCCAGCAACUGCUGCGACAACACAGAGCCCGAUAUUAUGUCCCUGGGUGCAGACGAUCUCAUCACUUCUGUAUCGGGUACUCCACAGAGCAGCAGCUCGAAGAAUCAGGCUGCUGCGUCUGCAUCUGCCGCGUCAGCUAAGACCGCACAGGAAAUCGAUUUCCACCGCAUCCAGAGACGGGAGGCUCUGCUUGCGCCGUAUCGUCCGUCGCUGGUUGAACAUGCUGUGCGCUCGUUGCUGCAUAUGUUCCAGUUCGCUGUUGCGUACAUCAUUAUGCUGCUUGCGAUGUAUUUCAAUGGGUACAUCAUCAUCUGUAUCAUCAUUGGUGCUUUCCUUGGCGCGUUUAUCUUCUCCUGGGAACCGGUGAAUUUGAGCAAGGAGUCGGAUGCUACAUCUGUCACCAAAUGCUGCGGUUGA